This is a messenger RNA of Trichomycterus rosablanca, 3385 nucleotides long. It is a transcript of the gene pfkla, whose product is annotated as phosphofructokinase, liver a. Lineage: Eukaryota; Metazoa; Chordata; Actinopteri; Siluriformes; Trichomycteridae. Gene Ontology annotation, molecular function: identical protein binding; ATP binding; monosaccharide binding. The transcript has 22 exons. The record is from RefSeq and is a predicted model, not a curated record. The coding region runs from base 1 to 2346 and encodes 781 amino acids. Gene Ontology annotation, cellular component: 6-phosphofructokinase complex; cytoplasm; membrane. Gene Ontology annotation, biological process: fructose 6-phosphate metabolic process; canonical glycolysis; fructose 1,6-bisphosphate metabolic process.
AUGAGUUUUCAGGGUUUGGAGAAGGUUCGGAUGACCGGAGCUGGGAGAGCAAUCGCAGUUCUGACCAGUGGAGGAGAUGCGCAGGGUAUGAACGCUGCCGUCCGCUCCGUCACUCGGAUGGGAAUUUAUGUUGGAGCCAAAGUGUUUCUGAUUAAUGAGGGUUACCAGGGCUUGGUGGAUGGAGGAGACAACAUCAAACUGGCGCACUGGCACAGCGUGACCAACAUUAUCCAGCUGGGUGGGACGGUAAUCGGCAGCGCCCGCUGUAAAGCCUUCACCACGCGCGAGGGCAGACUGGCCGCCGCGUUCAACCUGGUGCAGCGCGGCAUCACCAACCUGUGUGUGUGUGGCGGCGACGGCAGCCUGACGGGAGCGAACAUUUUCCGGAACGAGUGGAGCGGACUGCUCGCCGAGCUGGUGACCAAAGGCAGGAUCAGCGCAGAGAAAGCCAAGCAGUACGAUCACCUGAGCAUCGUGGGUUUGGUGGGAUCCAUCGAUAACGACUUCUGUGGGACUGACAUGACGAUCGGGGCGGACUCGGCUCUCCAUCGCAUCAUGGACAUCGUGGACGCCAUCACCACCACGGCUAUAAGCCAUCAGCGCACGUUUGUUUUGGAGGUGAUGGGGCGACACUGUGGAUAUCUGGCUCUGGUGUCUGCCCUGGCGUCUGGGGCGGACUGGCUGUUUAUUCCCGAGGCUCCUCCGGAAGAGGGCUGGGAGGACCUCAUGUGCGCCCGGCUCGGAGAGAGUCGUAGUAAAGGAUCCAGGCUGAACGUCAUCAUCGUGGCUGAGGGAGCCAUCAACAGAAAGGGCGAACCCAUCUCCUCCAACUACAUCAAAGAUCUCGUGGUGAAGCGGUUGGGUUACGACACCAGGGUGACGGUACUGGGUCACGUCCAGAGAGGAGGAACCCCGUCAGCCUUCGACCGAGUUCUAAGCAGUAUGUUGGGAAUGGAGGCGGUCGUGGCCCUCAUGGAGGCGACCCCCGAUACCCCGGCCUGUGUGAUCGGUCUGUCGGGUAACCGCUCGGUGCGGCUCCCCCUGAUGGAAGCUGUAGAAAUGACUAAAGAGGUACAGAAGGCUAUGAGUGAAAAAAGGUUCGAUGAGACGAUUCAGCUGCGUGGAAGGAGCUUUGAAAACAACUGGAACAUUUACAAGUUACUGUCGUACCAGAAACCUGCACAAGUCCAGGUAACCAACUUCUCUCUGGCCGUCCUGAACGUUGGCGCUCCAGCAGCUGGUAUGAACGCAGCAGUCAGGUCUGCAGUCAGAGUGGCGCUGGCUGCCGGUCACCGAGUCUACACCAUCAACAACGGAUUCGAGGGUCUCGCCAAUGGAGAGGUUGAAGAAGUAUUUUGGAGCAGUGUGGCUGGAUGGACAGGCCAAGGGGGGUCAGUCCUGGGGACUAAGCGAACUUUACCCAAAUCCUGCAUGGAGAAGCUGGUUGAAAAUCUAAACAAGUACAACAUCCACUCACUGCUGGUAAUCGGGGGCUUUGAGGCCUAUGAAGGAAUACUGGAGCUGUUGGAUGCCCGGGGACGUUACGACGAGCUGUGCAUCCCCAUGUGCGUCAUUCCCGCCACCAUCAGCAACAACGUCCCCGGCACCGAGUUCAGCCUGGGGGCCGACACGGCGGUUAACGCAGCCAUGGAGAGCUGCGAUAAGAUCAAGCAGUCGGCCACGGGGACGAAGAGGAGGGUGUUUGUGGUGGAGACCAUGGGGGGAUACUGUGGCUACCUGGCAACCACGACCGGCAUCGCGGUCGGAGCUGAUGCUGCGUACAUUUUUGAGGAUUCGUUUAACAUCCAUGAUCUAAAGGCGAAUGUUGAGCAUCUCACAGAGAAGAUGAAGAAGGACAUCCAGAGAGGUCUGGUUCUCAGGAAUGAAAAAUGCCACCCGCACUACAGCACCGACUUCAUCUAUAAGCUGUACUCCGCUGAAGGAAAAGGAGUGUUCGACUGCAGGGUCAACGUGCUGGGGCAUCUACAGCAGGGAGGCGCACCGUCACCUUUUGACAGAAAUUUCGGCACUAAGUUGGGUGUAAAGGCUGUGCAGUGGCUGACCGAGAAGAUGACCGACGCUUACAGACAAGGUCGUGUGUUCGCUAACUCCCCGGACACGGUGUGUGUGGUGGGUCUGGUCAAGAAGGGAGUCACGUUCAGCCCUGUGACCGAGCUGAAGCCUGAGACGGACUUCGAGCACAGGAUGGCUAAGGAGCAGUGGUGGCUGAAUCUGCGACUGCUGCAUAAGAUGCUGGCCAAAUACCAGACGCCCUUGGACCAGUACGUCACAGGAGAGGUUGAACACGUGACACGCCGCUCCCUCAGCAUAGACACUGGGAUUUAAACCCUUCUGUACGUUCUACUGUACACCAGCGAAUCAUGACGGCGGUCUGUGUUUACGACUCCGCCACCUUCCUCACCUUCACGUUUCAUGCUCGGGUUACGAGACUUUAUCCAAAGCAGCAACAACACGCUGCCUAACACGUAUAUUUACACGCUUAACUUAGGGCGCAUUCACAUGAGAAGUGUUUUGUACUUAGCUUCGGUAAAACCUCAUCAAAGUGUGAAUAUGAGACGAAUAAGGUGCAGAUCCAGGGUUACAGCUCCACGUGUAUCUGUGUUUAUCUGGAUUCUCCUCCCUGUUUCACUUUUAAACUUGUGUUACAGCUCCAGCUUCUGAGAAAUGGUGAGAAUCAGAAUCAGCUUCUCCCAGAGUCUAAAACGCUUCUGGUUCAGAAUAAAGCUUAACGUGGUUUAAUGUAGUAAAAGAAGGAGACAGGAGCACUAAACUUCUCUUCAUUAUUACUGCUCAUAAGUUCCUCCACUAAUCACAUUCCUCACUCGCUGUUUUACUACAGUAAGCCUGAGUCGCUUUUACCGCCUCGUAUCAAACAGUUCGUCUCAUUGGAGGAGCUUUGAAAAGGUCAGCAAACUGGGUCAAAGUUCAAUCAGGUGAACUUACAGGGCUGUCACACUCCAUAUGAAAUAAUGGCACAGCAGCAGCCCAUGUGAAUGCACCCUAAAAGUGUAAAAUAACCAAACUCAGCCUUAAAGUAUUACUACACACUGCCAAACAAUGUCUGAAAUGUAAAGCAAUCCAUGAACUAGCAAAUAUAUGAACUGCACUGCCAAACGUACCCAUAUAUAUAAACUACUUCAUAUACUGUACACAUAAAAACAGUGCACAACCCACCAAAUAUUUUAAAAUGGGACCAACAGUCCAAACUAUAAAGCCGACAGCAGAUGUAGCAGCAAAAAAGAUCCCUGUUGGUACAAAGUAAAACAUAAACAUGUAUCUACGUAUUGCCAAAUAUUAAAUCAUUCUCAUCUUUCAAUCUCAUAUCAAAUGUAGAGUAGAACUAGAUUGUGUAUAAACUACAGUU